Molecule: messenger RNA, 8014 nt
Organism: Danio aesculapii
Lineage: Eukaryota; Metazoa; Chordata; Actinopteri; Cypriniformes; Danionidae
Gene: loxl1
Product: lysyl oxidase-like 1
Exons: 8
Coding region: 513-2093 (526 amino acids)
Biological process (GO): peptidyl-lysine oxidation
Molecular function (GO): copper ion binding; protein-lysine 6-oxidase activity
Source: RefSeq, a predicted model, not a curated record
AGCAGUCAGAGAAGCAAACGGUGAAUUGCAACAGGCAGUCGUCUCCAGAGAGAGUCUGAGAGCAAUGCUCAGUCCACUGACAACAACUCAACAUCCGGACAGAAAGAAAGAGGGAGGUUUUUCAUUUAGAAAUCAUCUGCUUUGCUCAAAGCCAUGCCUGCAACAUAUACUGAAACCAAGGACAAAGUUUCUUCAAUGCAUGUAGUCUGAUCUGACACUGCGAGUCUUCAAUGCAUUGCCUUCUUUAACCUGCUGGAUCAAAGGACAAUUCGGAGCUUUAACUUCUUUUAUUAGUCUCAAUAUGUUGCUUUUAGUCUGAUUUGACACUUUGAGUCUUCAAUGCAUUGCCUUCUUUAACUUGCUGGAUCAACAAUUUGGAACUUUAACUUCAUUUAUUAGUCUUCUUAAUAUCUUUAGUCUGAUUUAACACUGUUAGUCUUCAAUGCAUUGCCAUUUUUAACGUUCUGGAUCAACAAUUCAGAGCUUUAACUUCCUUUAUUAGUCUUCUCAAUAUGUUGCAUUUACUUUUUAUGAGCUUGUGGGUAUUAGGAAGCGUAACGGGACAGUCCCAAACUCAACCCGACGACUCAAACCCAUGGAGGCAGAUGAUCCAAUGGGAGAAUAAUGGACGUGUUUAUAGUCUACUCAACAGCGGAGCCGAAUACGUCCCGGCUCGGAAUCAGGAACGGGAUAGGAACCAUCGAGUGCUUCUUGCUGAUGCUCCCAAUCGCAGGUCACAGGGUGGAAAUGUGCGAAGACAAGCACCUUCAAGGGGGAGCUCGGAGACGGUGAGAGGUCAAGCCAGACAUCCGUUUGGAUUCGGACAGGUGCCGGAAAACUGGCGGCAGCAGCAAGGUGCGGUGGGCAGAAGCGAAACAAGCCGAUUUCAGUCACAAACCGGCUCUCGUUAUAGACCGUCAUCUGGAUCAUCAUCAUCAUCAUCAUCAGCAUCAUCAUAUCCUCAGUAUCCAAUCCCUCAACAGCCUCCGUUUGCUGCUCCUUAUGACCAAGACAGGUCAUACGAACCUCCAUUCCUUGGGACGGGGUAUUCAGCAGGCACAGGUGGAGGUUUUGGUGCAGGUGGUUAUGGAGGGUAUUCAACAGGGAGUUUCGGAGGAGGAAAUCCUGCAAAUGAUGAUCGAUAUCGAUAUUAUCCACCGUACGGUCAACAAUACCAGGCUGUUCCCGCCCAACCUGCACAGCCACCAUUCUCUGACGGUCUGGACCACAGAUACACACACAGUCUGUUCAAUGAGGAUAAUCCUGCAGUUCCUAACGGUGCUUCAAGCAAUACGGGCUCAUCAUUUCAGCCUGCGGUGCAAAGUCCACAAUAUGAGCAGUUUCCGCCAUACGGAAGGCCUCAGCAGCAGCCUCCAUUUAUACAACCAGCACCACGCAACCCGCUGGUCUCCAACACCGCAGAAAACCCAAACAUCAAUGUAGGCAGCGUUUAUCGUCCUCAACAAAGAGGUUUGCCUGACCUGGUUCCUGACCCGAAUUACGUCCAGGCCUCCACAUACGUCCAGAGAGCCCAUAUGUACUCCUUACGCUGUGCUGCAGAGGAGAAAUGUUUGGCCAGCUCUGCCUAUGAUGCUGAGACCACAGACUACAGUGUUCGUGUUCUGCUGCGUUUCCCUCAGCGGGUGAAGAACCAGGGUGUGGCAGAUUUCAUGCCCAACCGGCCGCGACACACCUGGGAGUGGCACAGCUGCCAUCAGCACUACCACAGUAUGGACGAGUUCAGUCACUAUGAUCUGCUGGAGGUCAGCAGUGGCCGAAAAGUGGCGGAGGGACACAAAGCCAGUUUCUGUCUGGAGGACACGACCUGCGACUUCGGCCAUCUGAAGAGAUACGCCUGCACUGCACACACACAGGGUCUCAGUCCUGGUUGCUACGACACAUACAAUGCAGAUAUCGAUUGUCAAUGGAUUGACAUCACUGAUGUUCAGCCAGGAAACUAUAUACUCAAGCUUCAGGUUAAUCCAAAGUACUUGGUGCUUGAGUCGGACUUUACCAACAAUAUAGUGAGGUGCAAUAUCCACUACACAGGGCGCUACGCCAAGACCACAAACUGCAAAAUCUCCCAGUCAUGAUGUGUCAGAUGUGGAUGAAUGUCCAUGUAAGCGCUGUUCUAUUGCAAUGUGAAUGGAAUUCCUGAUGUCGCUGUGAUCGUUUAUUGUUUUUGUCCAGGCUCCCAUUCGUGUGCUGUUCUUGUGAACCUGAGUUCAGUUCGUGCCAAGAAGAACAAGCACACACACACACACACACACACAUACACACACACUGAGGAAUCCCAUACUUCACAGCACAUAGCAGAGUAAUGUCUAUUUUCUUUCCAGGCACCCCAUUAACCCUGCUUUUUCAUAAAAACACACACUCACUGCCCUCAAUUAAGUCUAAUUCCUGCACUUUUUAAGUGGGUUUCAUCGCUGGAAUGCAAAGUGAGAGCACGUAUGGCACUAUUGACCUGCAAUUCUGUAAUUUAGAUCAGGAAAACCAGCAACUGGAAACAAUGCUCUUUUUACCCAAGUCUCUCUCUUUGUCUGUGGCACUGAAUUAAGGCCUACUGGAGCAGUUAUGUCAGUCAUCAUGCAGCUAACUAAGUAAAAAUAAAUGGAUUUAGGAUAAAAGCACACUGAAAACAAAAGCCCUGAAUCCAAAAGCUGGAAGCUGUUUAUCGAGAUGAUUGUACUUACACCAUGUCCAAUUAUGCUAACUUUCUUAAAACGUGUCAGCAGAAUGUUAAAACAUGUUACCAAUGCAUCAAAAACAUGCUAGCAAUUUGACAAAACUGCUUGCACUAAUAUGGUAUGACUAACUAAACAGGCUGGCAAUGUGUUAAAACAUGUUAGCAGGUAAAGUUUGAUAGCGUCUUGUCAUGCUAAAAACGUGCUAGCAGAGGAUUUAAACAUGGUAAUGAACAAAACAUGCAAACUACUUCAUAAAGCCUAUUAGCAACAUUAAAACAUGUUAGCAGAGUGCUAAAACAUGUCAGCAAUAUGAAAAAAUAUGCCAACAAUUUCUUAAAAAUAUAUGAAUAACUUCCUAACUUUCGUCACUUAGCAAUGUGUUAAAAUGAGUUAUCAAAUCCCAAUUUUAUUAAAACAUGUUAGCAUCUUCCAACCAUUAUUAACUGCUUAAAACAGAUUAGCAAUAAAUUCAAACAUGUAACUAAGAGAAGUCAAAGUGUGCAAACUUUCUUAUAAAAACAUUAGCACCUUAUUAAACAUGCUAGUAACUUGACAGAACUGCUACAAAAAGAUGUUAGCUUACAUAAAACAUGUUAGCAGAAUGCUAAAACAUGUUAGCAAUAUGACAAAAAAUAUGGCAACAAUUUCCUAAAAUAUAUGAAUAACUUCCUAACUUUCAUCACUUAGCAGUGUGUUAAAAUGGGUUAUCAACUUAAAAUUUGCUAGCUCCAUGUCAAAACAUCACUUUAUUAAAACAUGUUAGCAUCAUCCCAACCAUUUACAACAGCUUAAAACAGAUUAGCAAUGUGUUCAAACAUGUUGGAAACUUGAAAGAGAAGUCAAAGUGAUAACUUUCUUAUGAAAACAUUAGCACUUUGUUAAGUAGCUUGACACAACCGCUAAAAAAGAAUGCUAAUACAUUCAACAAAUACUAACAUGAGCAACAGUGUCCUGAAGUUUGGUAGCAUCUUGUCAAAAUGUCAAACUUAAGUGCUAAAACAUGUACCCAAAUACUUUUAACAAGCUAUCAUUCCAGAAACAUGCCACCAACUUCUUAAACGUGCUAGCAAUAAGCUAACAUAUGCAAUAAGCUAACAGAUGCUAAUCUAAGUAAAGGUUAAGGGGGGUAUUUUUAUUAAAGGAUUUUCUUUUUUUGUGUGAACUCUCCUUUUAACUCCAAUGUCCUUCAGUGUUACCACAUGCCCGUAUGAAAAAAAAUACUAUAGUAAUUUAUAGUAAAUACUACAGUGUUUUUGAACCAUGCUAUAGUGAAGUACUUUAAAUAAUCUGCUGUGGGAAUUCUAUUGUUGCUAUGGUAACACAAUGAUUAUAGUAAUUGAUCUGUUAUGGUGAUUCUACAGUUGCUAUGGUAACUCAUCAACUAUAGUAGUUGAUCUGCUGUGGUGAUUCUACAGUUGCUAUGGUAACUCAUCAACUAUAGUAGUUGAUCUGCUGUGGUGAUUCUACAGUUGCUAUUCUGACACAACGACUAUAGUAGUUGAUCUGUUGUGGUGAUUCUACAGUUGCUAUGGUAACACAACAACUAUAGUAAUUGAUCUGCUGUGGUGAUUCUACAGUUGCUAUGGUAACACAACGACUAUAAUAAUUAAUCUGCUGUGGUGAUUCUACAGUUGCUAUGGUAACACAACCACUAUAGUAAUUCAUCUGUUGUGGUAAUUCUACAGUUGCUAUGGUAACACAAGGACUAUAAUAAUUAAUCUGUUGUGGUGAUUCUACAGUUGCUAUGGUAACCCAACAACUAUAGUAAUUUAUCUGUUGUGUUGAUUCUACAGUUGCUAUGGUAACACAACAACUAUAGUAAUUGAUCACAUGUGGUGAUUCUACACUUGCUAUGGUAACACAACGACUAUGGUAAUAUAAACAAAUGACCCAGUACUGUAGUUUUCUAAAACUGUAAGGUACAUUAUUCCAUAACACACCACAGUUUACUGUAAUGAAACUAAAGUAUACUACAUUAUUUAUUAUAGUUCACUAUAGUUAAUACUACACUACGCUGGAUCAUUCAUUAAAGAGUUGUAAAUGCUUUAACAUACACAGUAUAGUACACUUUACUAUAGUAUGGUUCAAAAACCCUAUUAUUUACUAUAAUUUGAUGUAUUUUUUUCAUGUCAGGCCCGUAGCCAGCAAAGGGGUGGUUCUUUUUUCUCAAAAAGUGGAUGUUUUUGCAGUCAUACGUCUCAUUUUCUAUUUAAUUUAGAGACCUAAAUACGCCAUUUUAGUGACAUUUUAAGCACUAUUUUAGCUGGAUUAGUUUGUCGGAUGGUCAUAAUAACCACACUUUUUGAUGUAUCAAAAAUAUAUCCUAAAGACUUGUAAAGAAAUAAAGAAUAAAUAUAAAUAAAUAUAAUAAAUAUAAAGAAAUAUGAAAAUUACUUAUUUUUUAAAUACAAAUGUAUUACAUAUAAUAAGAAAAAAAAUAGGAACCUGUUAAAGUUUUUAAAUUAAAAACUGUGGCCUAUUGUCAUUUAUUAGGCAAAUAAAAAUCUGGCCAGCACAUUCGACUUUCCUCAGUCACUAUUUGGCAAUUUGAAUAAAAAAUGUAUGAAAGCAUAACAAUAAUAAUGUAGAGCUUCACGAUUUUUCUAGCAUCUCUUGUAAAAAAGUACAUUUGAAAACUCAUGGAUAACAACAAUAUCCAAAAUAGUACUCAAAUUCAUUUUAAUAUAGUGCGCUUUUGGUGCUUCACACCUUUUUAUUUUUUUGGUUUCAAGAAUAAGGUCCAACAUUUAGAUGAAAAGUUACUUGUAAAAUGUUUUCUCUAUUUAAAAACAAUAGCGAAAGAUGACCUAUCUUACGUCAGCUUGUAAAAAUCUAAAUAUUUGUUAGCAUUAGCCAAAACUGAUGAGCUGAAGUCCUGCCGAAGCGACAGCCAAGAGAGGACUCCACUUGCUCUUAAACCCUUUUUUGAUGUGUUAUUUUCACUAUAUAUGAUGGCAUAGCAGUCAAAAUAGGACAAAUGAGCUCAUGUAUGGGACAAAUUCUGGACCUUUGUCAGUAAGAGGUGGGUCUUCUGGAACCCCCCACCCCCCGGCUACGAGCCUGCAUGUGCAUGCAUGGCUUUUAUAAUUACUAUAAUUAAUAUUACUAAAAGGAAGGUCACAUUUUUAUUUUCUGUUGUAAUCAGCAGUAUUUACAUUUGCAGUGGUCUUUCAUGCAAAGCAUUUUACAUUACAUUAAUGACGAUUUGAACCAGUUCUUGUAUUCCGUGCAAGUCAAACCCACUCCAUUUGAGAUGUUCUGUUGUAAAAGUUGAGUUCUGAUCUAAUCUAAUACUGAACCCUGGAUUAUUCCUUCUGUUGUGAGAUUAGUACUGUGUGUUCACUGACGUCUAGAUUAGAACGCAUCUAUAUUCUCUUUAUCCACCAACACUGGUCAGCUACCACAGGUUUACGCUUCAUAUCACCCAGUUAACCCAUCAAUGCAUGUCUUUAGCUAGGUUAAAAUGGCUUUACUUUAUCACAAUGUAAUCAUACCAAGUGUUCUUAUGUACUGUGCUGGAGGGAAAUGCUGUACCUGCUGUGUUACGCUCCAGAAACUCAAACUUUUUGCCUUGUUUCUAGUCCAAAUAUCAAAAACUGCUUAAAUCAAAAAGCAUUUUAUAGACAAGCUAAUUAUUUUUGGAAAUAAUGAGUCAAAAUUAAGUGAGUAUUUCCUUAAAAUGAGCUAAAUAAUCUGCUAAUGGGGUAAGCAAAAUAAACUAGUUUUUUUUUUAAUAAGUUUAUUUUUAGUACAGAUUAUUUACUUAAUUUUGACUCAUUAUUUCAGAAAACAAGACAAUAUUUUGUGCUUGUCUAGAAAAUGCUUUUUGAUUUAAGGUUUUUUUUUAGAUAUUUGGACUAGAAACAAGACAAAAACUCUAAGAAAAGCAUUUUUUUCUGUUCUUAUAUCUGAAAUUAAGGUUAAUGUCUUGAUUUGUUAAAUGGGAAACUGAUUUAGAUGAUACUACUGUUGCAAAACUAACAUUGCAUAACUUGAUGUUACUGACGAACAUAAUACCAUCCGUACCUACCUCGUAAAGAGAGAAAAAUACAGCUCCUUAUUACACUACACUUGAAGAGCCGGCCGGACAUGACCAACAUCCAUCCUCCUGUUUACAGUAUAUUGGGGAUUCUAGACCUGCGGGUACAUUUUGCACCUCCAAGAUAAACUUUAUUUUCCUUCCUUCAGCUUAGUCCCUUAUUUAUCAGGGGUCGCCACAGCGGAAUGAACCACCAACUAUUCCAGCAUAUGUUUUACACAGCGGAUGCCCUUCCAGCCACUACCAAGUACUGGGAAACACCCAUACACACUCAUUCACACACACACUCAUACACUACGGCCAAUUUAGUUCAUCGAUUCCCCUAUAACGCAUGUGUUUGGACUGUGGAGGAAACUCUUGAAGGUAUUGAGGCGUGUCGUUACUCUUCUCUCAUUCAUUUGGGCUAAACGUUUAGGACAAACCAAUAGUAGAUUCAUUAUGUCAACUCUGUUACUGUGAUAUUUCAGUCAAUUCACUCUAAAAACAAUAAUAUGAUGCCUUUUAGACACGUUAUGUGGAGUCUGGUGUGAGGUUUGAUGUGCUCUGUUAUUGUUUUAAAAGUUGAACAAUAAGCAACAAUUAGUAACAGAAUCAAACAUUCCCCAUCACAUUUAAGCAUUUUACAUUAUUUUACAUUAAUAACAGAUUCAUUUUAUUGUGAUAAAGCACAAAAUUGUGAAAAAUGUCAACUUUAAAACAUUUAACAAUAAGUUAAACAACAAUAAGUAACAAAAUCACAUGCUUCCUAUCACAUUUAGGCAUUCUUUUACAUUAGUAAUCCAUUCAGUUUACUGUAAACUACACAUUUGUUGUACAUUAAGAUAAAUGAAUGGAGCAUGCUUGAGAUGUACCCGCAAUUCACACACAAAUCACAUGUCGCAAUAUCAAUAAAUGCAUACGACACAUGAAGCUUUCUGCGAGGCUAGUGGGAUAUGUUGUUGAUGAAAUGCGUGUUUUGAUGCAUUCACCCUGAAAUCAAUCCCAGUUUGUUUAUUUCAUGCUACGAUCUGGGAACAGUGUUUUUGUCUAUUAUCCAGGUCCAGAUGUAAUGCAGAACAGACCCUGUUUUAUCGUAUCCCUUUAUACCCUGUAUAAAUGAUUAUUGUAACGUUGUUUAUAGUCGACGGUUAAUUUGCAUCUGGUUGUGAUCUGGUUUUGUGGUUCAGCGCAGGUGCACGUAUCAAUCAUUGUGGCUUUUUUUAAUUGUCUGUGCUCCGAAUCGUCUGUCUUAAGAGUUCAUACUGGAUCUUUAAAUAAAGACUGAAGCGUAUACCAGCUUUUUAAA